This is a messenger RNA of Naegleria gruberi, 537 nucleotides long. RefSeq lists its product as uncharacterized. Bases 1 to 537 code for a protein of 178 amino acids. The record is from RefSeq and is a predicted model, not a curated record. Lineage: Eukaryota; Heterolobosea; Eutetramitea; Acrasida; Naegleriidae. The transcript has a single exon.
AUGACUGAACAAACUCACGAAGAAUUAUUCAACCAAAACGUAUGUGGAAAUGGUUUGGCAUUCAAGAAGGUAGUUCGUGAAUUAUUCAACAAUCGUAUUGUUCCUGCCACCAAGAAUCUUCAACAAGUCAAUCCAAAGAUGAUCAUCUUGUUGGAUUGGGCUUCUCUUGCUGCAUUGCCAACUGAAACCAAGUACAAGUAUGGUGAUAGAUUUGCUGAAGAUACCUUGUUGAAUAAUUGCAUCAAAUUCUUAACCGAAUGUCCAAGAUUGAGCAAUAUGAGUGAAAUUGCCAAGGUUUUCAUCAAGGAUCCUGAUUGUAAGGAUGCUUUCAUGGGAUUGGAAAAAUUGAUUUUCAGAGUUGUUCACAAUGCUGAAAGUAAGGAAUCUUCUGGUUUCCUUGGAUAUUCUUACAAGAUUAAUGGAGUUGAUUUGGUUGUCACUUUAGAAUGUAAUUUGACUCUUGUUAUGAAGGUUGCCAAUGAAAGACAAAGUCCAUCUGCUGAUUCUGAAGCUAAAAAGUUGAUUAAUGCUUUCUAA